This is a messenger RNA of Miscanthus lutarioriparius, 2586 nucleotides long. NCBI's taxonomy places the organism in Eukaryota, Viridiplantae, Streptophyta, Magnoliopsida, Poales, Poaceae. The record is from the annotation of a GenBank genome assembly.
AUGGCAUCAUCGCGAGAACCCAACUCCCUGUGCUUGAAGCGCAAACUUGUCGAAGAUUACCUAUCGGAAGAGUGCAAAUCUCGUCGAAUCAAAGCUAAGAAUGGGCCCUCAUCUGAUUCAUCUGCUAAGCACUGCAACUGUAGCUGCACAAGACCUAACCUUGCCGAUGAUUGUGACAAUUUCCUGAAGAGCGGAGUCCCUAGCCGUAUCAUGUAUUACAGACAAGGUUCUUGGCACAAUUUUCCUGAGAAAAUAAUGAACUCCCUCAUUGAAGAAUUCAGUGGCAACAAAUCAAGUGUUGUUUCUGCGAUGGAUGAUGAGCCUCUUCUCAUUGAUUUCUUGUCAAUGACCAUGGUCAACCUAAAAUCCAGAAAGCAACGAUCUGUUGCAUGGGUUGAUGAUACUGGAAAGUGUUUUUCUCCUUCUCUGUUCCUUGAUGAGGAAAUUGAUGAUAUGGCCAAAGGGGAAUCUGAUAAUGUUCAGCGCACUGUACAGGGAAUAAUGUUGGAUAAGGAUACAAAUGCUCCACCUGAAGUGGUGAAACAAGUUGUCCUUGAUUCUAGCUCUUCAGUUCCUCAUAAACUUUCCACCGCAGACAUAUUACGCAAGAAGAUCACAGCCAUGGAAAGAGGCAGCAAAGACUUUCUAUUUGUCCAGGACCUUUUCCUCUCUGGAAUGGGUCCAUUUGCAACACCAAACAAUAUACUCCGUGUGUACGGUUAUUCUCCGAAUGAUAUAACUGCACAGUGUAGACUUGAAGCUUUUGAAAGACAGAUUAGGUCCACCAAAGAAAAACGUGGUGAUGCAAAUGUUAGAUAUGGAUGGCUAGGAUCCAAGAAGAAUGACAUUGUCAGGAUUCUAAUUAACGGUUUGGAUCCCACUGGAGAACAUGUUGAGAAGUCAGAUUUGAGUGCUGGUGUUUAUCUUUCACCAGUAGACCGAGCAUUUACCAGUGUCGGUCUUUGUGAUGUUGACGAAAAAGGAGUGCAGUAUAUGUUACUGUACCGAGUGAUAUUGGGUAACCUGGAAGCUGUGGAGCCUGGAUCGCAUGAGUUUUUUCCAACCAGCGAAAUAUAUGAUUCUGGUGUUGACAAUUGCUUAUACCCAAAGUGUUAUGUGAUGUGGCCAUCACAUCUAAGCACUCACAUGCAGUUAGAAUAUCUUGUUAGUUUCAAGCUUGCCCCAGAAGCUCGAAAUUACUUGCUUGGCUUGAAAGGCUUAUGGUUUCGCCCACCAUCAGAGGAAGUUGCAGUGGAUAUUUCUGCUCUUCAACCUGUAAUGUGUGAAGCAAGUGAAGGACCAAGUACCCCAUGGAUAUCAUUCAAAGUCCUGUUCAGAUUAAUUCAAGAUAAAAUAUCCUUCAUAGCAAGGGAACUGCUCUUCCAUCAUGACGAAGAGCUGAAGGAAGGAAAAAUAACUCGUGAAGAAAUGGUGAAGAAGAUGAUGAUGAUAGUUGGAGAGAAAAUACUCAUGGAAGCCCUGAAGAAACUUCAUUACUGUCCAUCAUUAUGGUACAAAUCUUCUGUUAAAGCUAUUUCUAAUGAUCCUGUAAGGACUGAAGCAGACCAGGUAUCCUUGGAUACAACAGGCAGGAGUUGUAACCAUGGUGAUUCAUGUGCACAAAAUGCAACCGCUGAACACUCAGCAGGUCCUCUUAGCACCAAAGUAUGUGGUGCUCUUCCUACUGACGUGGUUCCCAAAGGCUCUGACUAUCCAGCACCAACUGGUGUACCAGAAACAUCUAGUUCUGCUGGUGCCAAAUGCCUGGGUUCUCAAGGCAUGGAGGGUGAAGGUAGAGAUUCUCCUAUGCAGAUCAUGUCACGGGGAAACUCUACAGCUCAACCUGCGAGAUACCAAGAUCCUACUGUAACAAGAAUGCCACCUAUAAUUUGUGAUGACCCUUUGAGGAUUUCUCCUGGAAUAUCUGCAUCUCCUGGUGUGAAAGUUUGCAAUUCUGCUCCAACAACCACAGGGCCUCCUGGUUGUGCUUCUCUAGCUCCAACUAAUGCUUCAAAGACCCAUGAGAUUUUGGUUCCAGGUACAACUCCUAGUCCUAAGGGCUGUGAGUCUGUUGUGCCAAUCUUGGUACUUGGAAAUUCAGAAAGUGCAGGCGUCAAGCAUCUCAAUUCUGCACCAAGGAUGACACCUGAAGGCCAGGAGUUUCUUUCGCUGGGUAUUGUAUCGCAGAGCCCUGUUCUUCAUCCAGUGAAAGGACCUGAUGCUUCAUCAUCGGCUGCCAGGCCUCCAGUCUACCCACCAGGACGUGGAAAAUCACCAUCCGUGAGCACAGGGAUCUGCGAUUCUCUAUCACUGAGCAUCACACCACAAGGGCAUGAUCCUCCAGCGUCUAGAGCAGAGCCAAAGCAACAAAGAUCUCCUGCAGCUGAUUCAACGCCAGAAAGUCGUCGCCCACCUCAAGCCAUGGAUGCGGCCACCAAGGUUCAUAAUGCUCCCACACCAAUAACCAGGGAGAGAAAAGACCAGGCUGCUGCACAGAAUAAGCUGCCUGGGCCAGGCCUUGAUGGUUGCAGCCAUGUCAAAACUCUCAUCGCCCUAUCAACUCCGCGAGAGAAGGGCGAGCGUUAG